GGACCAUACUUUUUUAUGGUCCAUACUUUUUUUUAUGGAUCAUGAAAAGGUGGAAAAAAGAAAUAAGUGGCACUAGAUCUUCACAUUUCUGCAUCUGGUCCAUGUCGAAGAAGUCGUACGGUCCUGCCAAGAAGAUGGCGCCAAGCGCACCAUCACCUCAUUCCGAGCCUGAAAGCAGUGCUGGCCCAGAUGCAGCAAUGAACGCAGCAGCUGGAGCGGCAGCAGGAGCAGUUGCAGGAGUGGGUCUUUGGGGGUUCGCUAUGCCCGCUGCCAAUUUCAUCGGAUUCACCACAACCGGCAUCGCCAGCGGCUCCACGGCCGCGUCGAUGAUGUCGGCUGCAGCUAUUGCUAACGGGGGUGGAGUUGCUAGUGGCAGUGCUGUUGCGGUCUUACAGAGUGUUGGAGCUGUUGGAUUGGCGACACCAAUCGGCCUAGCCCUCGUUGCUGGUGGAGCGGCCGUUGGCGGCGCGGCAUUCCUGAUGAAGUCACGCUUGUCCAAUCGACAGAGAGAACAAACAGAUACAGCGGUGUCUGAAGUUGAAGACGAGGAAAAGAGCGUCUGGGUGCUGGUCGAGAUACCGCCUGACUCGGGGAAGCCCGUGAUCAGCACGUUCGAUGACGACUACAAGGCGCGCAACGCAUUCUUGAAUUCGCGGGCCACGAGGAAGGCACUGUUCGAUCCCGAGAAGCAGAUAGUGCUGGAAUUUGGAUGGGACCAUUCGAUGUAUGAGUAAGGGAGUCAUGCUUCGGAAGUCGGACAUAAUGACAUUGAACAGAGCUAAUACGACAUUGUAUAUCGACGACAUAGUAUAUGAUUGUUUAGCGGUAGUUGCUACGUGU
Messenger RNA from Phytophthora nicotianae INRA-310, 840 nucleotides. RefSeq lists its product as hypothetical. The record is from RefSeq and is a predicted model, not a curated record. Gene Ontology annotation, cellular component: membrane. Bases 42 to 734 code for a protein of 230 amino acids. Lineage: Eukaryota; Oomycota; Peronosporomycetes; Peronosporales; Peronosporaceae. The transcript has a single exon.